Theobroma umbraticum is the source of this 1055-nucleotide messenger RNA. Its product is annotated as kinetochore protein SPC24 homolog. Gene Ontology annotation, biological process: regulation of chromosome segregation. The record is from RefSeq and is a predicted model, not a curated record. Lineage: Eukaryota; Viridiplantae; Streptophyta; Magnoliopsida; Malvales; Malvaceae.
UCUUCUAGUUUUCCCUCUCAUUCAUCUCUCUCUUUCCCUUCUACUGCUGGCUAGCAAGAGAAAAUCUUUUUCAAUUUCUCGUAGAUCCCAUUUUGGGAUUCAAAGGCCUUUGCUUUUGGUUCUGAAAACGUAUUUGAAACUCUGCUUUGUUCCCUCUUUUUCGUUAAUUCAUCUUUUCUUCGGUCAAAUUUGAAGAAAGGAGUACGGGGAACCCUAGAAAAAUGGGGGAAUCCUCGAGAAUGAUCGAUGUGGAGAAGCUGAUAUCUUACAGCGACGAUCUGGUGGAGGUGUUAAAGGACAAAAGGGACGUUAACAACUUAACCCAGUGUUUCCAGCACUUGAACGAUCUCCACUCGCAUUGCGACUCUGAUUCCAAAGAGGUUCACCGAUUGCUUCAAGAGUAUGAAGAAAAGAUCGAAGCUUGUAAGAAGAAAACGGAGCAGGCGAAGUCUGAGGUUGCCAAUGGAGCUGAAAUGGAGUCUUUGCAGAAGGAAUUGAAAGAGGAACUUGAGAAAGAACGUGAACUCAUGGAGGAGCUUAGGGCUAUUGGUAAUGAGAUAAGUGAGCUGGAUCGCCAGAGGGUUUCUAUCGACGAGCGGAAGCAAAAGCUGAGGAAAUUUGAGCAAGACAAGUUCAAAGAACAGAGGAAGCUUUCGAUGUAUGCUUCUAUAACUAGUAUCAUUCCGGACUUGGAAGAUAAAUCCAGAAUCUCAGGCCAUAUAGUGGAUAGAGAUAGAAAGGUAGUAGAGAAGUUUGAAUUUGACCCAUCAAAGAUGACUGCUUCUGAUGUUUGUGAUCGCAUAUGGAAGAUGAUAAAUUCCCAAUAGGCAUUGGACAUACAUUCUCGGUGUUAAGAUAUGUAAUCAAAUAUGUAAAUUUUGUGUGUUUUUAAUGCUUCUAUCCAAGCAUUUUACAUGUUCCUAACUUUUGAUCUUGUUAUGUGAUCAAUGAUUUCGAUUCUUAAAGAGCCAUUGAUAUCGUAGAAGGUUGGACUCUGUCAGUGUAACCAUUACCUUGUUGAAAGAACCAAAAGCAUUUUGUUGAUGAUGAAUCUA